This is a messenger RNA of Parasteatoda tepidariorum (common house spider), 3206 nucleotides long. RefSeq names its product DNA ligase 1 (gene DNAlig1). Gene Ontology annotation, cellular component: mitochondrion; nucleus. The record is from RefSeq and is a predicted model, not a curated record. Gene Ontology annotation, molecular function: DNA binding; ATP binding; DNA ligase (ATP) activity. NCBI's taxonomy places the organism in Eukaryota, Metazoa, Arthropoda, Arachnida, Araneae, Theridiidae. Gene Ontology annotation, biological process: DNA repair; DNA biosynthetic process; lagging strand elongation.
UGUAAGCUAUAAGUAAGGUAAUGAAUCUGAAACUCUUGCAAUUAUUCGCGCCUAUUUUGCUUUUUAACAUAUUUUUCUUCAUGUUAUUGAAGUAAUGUGCAUUUCAGUCAUUUAACUUAAUAAUAAUUUAUGAUUGUCUUAAAAUGUCUCAGAAAUCCAUACUGUCGUUUUUCAAACAGACUGAUAAGUCUUUGCAGUCCAACAAAUCUAAUGACAGUGGUAAACUCUCCCUUAAAAGUGAAACUUCUAAGGAAUCAGCGGAACUUAAUGGUCAUAAUGAAAAAGAAGGUUCUGCAGCUGACUGUAGUAAUUCAUCAAAAAAACAAAAUGGUUUUGAAUUAACGGAAAAUGAUAGUCCAAUAAAACAAGGUAAAAAGCGCAAAACUCGUCUUAUAGAUAGUGAUGAAGAGUCAAAUCAAUCUCAAAAUGGGGUUUCAAAUACUGUUAAGAAUGAAUCAGAAAAAAUGGAAGUUGAUGAUAGUCAGGAAGUUGGAGAAAGUCUUCAAAGUAAUAACUCUUCAACAAAACUGAUAGGAAAACAACUGUUAUCAAGUGAAGAUUCUCUGCAAAAUGUGAAAGAGUCUUCUUCAAAAAAGAUCAAACUUGAAGGUAAUUCCCCUGGGAAAACCAAUGUGCUCAGCAAUUUAUCAGAUUCUAGAGUUAACUCUCAAUCACCUUCUUCGUCAAUUUUAUGUAAUAGAAACUCUAAACUGCCUCCACCGCCUAAAAGAAAAACAGCACGCAAAUCUAUGAAAGCUUCAAAUGCUAUUGAAACGAGUUUUGAAGAAGAUUCAACGAAGCAAUUUCCAAGCAUCGAAACAUAUGAAGAAGAGGUGGUUAAAAAAGAUUCUUCAACUAAAGAUGAAAAUAAGACUUCAAAAAUUAAAUCUGAUGAUAUUGAAGAAAGUAAAGAAGAAUCUUCGGAGAAAAUUACUUCUUCCAAGAAACCUCAAGCAAUUCACCCUUUUUUUGCCAAGAAAGAGUCUCCUGUAAAAUCAAAAAAUGUAUCUGAGAGUGAAAAAGAGGAAGAGAAGAAUAGCUCAUCGGAUGGGGAAUCUGAGUCCAAGAAAAACAACAAGAAUCCUGAUGAUUCAGAAAAGGUUGAUGAAUCGUCAAAUGAAAAAGCUAAAAAGAAAACUGUAAAUUCUAGUUCCUCUGGAGUUCAUUAUGACCCUUCAAAAAGUAAAUAUCAUCCCAUUGAAGAUGCUUGUUGGAAACGUAAUGAAAAAGUUCCCUAUCUUGCACUGGCUAAGACAUUGGAAUUUAUUGAAAACACAAGUGCUAGGCUGAAGAUAGUUGAAAUUCUUGCAAACUACUUUCGUUCCGUCAUUGUUCUGACACCAGAUGACCUCUUGCAGUCUGUGUACCUGUGCCUAAAUCGCAUCGCUCCAGAGUAUGAAGGUAUUGAGUUGGGAGUUGGUGACAUGGUGUUGAUGAAAGCCGUUGCUCAGGCUACCGGACGAACUCUCGAUAAAAUAAGGGCAGAAGUGAAGGAAAAAGGAGAUCUUGGGCUAGUUGCUGAGAGUAGCCGAGGUAACCAGAAAGUGAUGUUUGCUCCUCCAAAAUUGACAGUGGCUUCAGUAUUCUCUAAAUUCAAAGAAAUUGCUAAAAUGUCUGGAAAUGCUGCAAUGGCCAAGAAGACCGAUAAAAUUCAGACGUUGUUUGUCGCUUGCCGAGAUUGUGAGGCCAAAUACAUCAUCAGAUCACUAAGCGGGAAACUGAGAAUUGGAUUAGCAGAACAAUCUGUUCUUGCAGCUUUGGGCAGAGCUGUUGUUUUGACACCUCCUGGCCAAACAUAUCCUCCUGAUAAAAUUGACACCUCAUCUGGAAUGUCUAGUGAGAAAUUCAAGAAACUUCAGGAUGAAAAAACACUUAUUCUGAAAACUACCUACUGUGAAUGCCCUAAUUAUGAUUUGAUGAUACCUGUUCUUUUGAAAGAAGGUAUAGAUCGUCUUUCUGAACAUUGCCAACUUUCACCGGGCUGCCCACUGAAGCCCAUGUUAGCUCACCCUACAACGGGGAUUGAUGAAGUGCUGCAACGUUUCGUUAAUAAUGAUUUCACGUGUGAAUUUAAAUAUGAUGGUGAACGAGCUCAAAUCCAUAGAACAGACAAAGGUGAAGUUAAAAUAUUUAGCCGUAAUCAAGAAGAUAACACUUCAAAAUAUCCCGAUAUUAUUGCCAGAAUUUCUAAGGCAUUGAAAGAUACUACAAAAUCAUUUAUCCUUGACACAGAAGCUGUUGCUUGGGAUCAUGAAAUGAAACAAAUUUUACCCUUUCAAAUACUUAGUACUAGAAAAAAGAAAGAUGCUGCUAAGUCAGAAAUUGUAGUUCAAGUUUGUGUUAUGGCUUUUGAUUUGCUCUAUUUAAAUGGAGAAUCUUUAGUGAAGAAACCAUUGAAAGAAAGAAGAGAGCUCCUCCAUUCAUCAUUCGAUGAAGUGCCUAACGAGUUCAUGUUCGUCACCUACAAAGAUGGUAAUAGUGCCGAAACAAUGCAGGAGUUCUUAGAUGAGUCCAUUAAAGGUAACUGUGAAGGUUUAAUGGUAAAGGCUUUGAAAGUUGAUGCUUCAUAUGAAAUAGCCAAGAGAUCUCAUAAUUGGUUGAAGUUAAAAAAAGACUAUUUAAAUGGUGUCGGCGAUACCCUAGAUCUUGUUGUUAUUGGUGGAUACCAUGGUAAAGGCAAAAGGACAGGUACCUAUGGUGGAUUUUUACUUGCCUGCUAUGACAACGACAAUGAGGAAUUUCAAAGUAUUUGUAAAUUAGGUACUGGCUUUAAAGAAGAUGAGUUAGAAGCGCAUACAAAGUUCUUAAAAAACCAUGUUAUCAGUGCUCCCAAGUCAUAUUAUAGAUUUGAUCACAGUUUAGAGCCAGAUGAAUGGUUUGAACCCGAGCAGAUAUGGGAAGUUAAAUGUGCUGAUUUGUCUAUAUCGCCUAUCCAUAAAGCAGCCAUUGGUAUUGUUGACCCAGAGAAGGGCAUUUCCUUAAGGUUCCCCCGUUUUCUCAAAAUCAGGGAUGACAAAAAGGUUGAAGAAGCAACAAAUUCCUCUCAGAUUGCUGAAAUGUAUCGAAGACAAGAUCAAGUACAAAAUAUGAAAGCGAAACCUAAAAAUGAAGAAAAUUAUUACUGAACUGUCAAAAUAAUUUUUGUUGAUAACCUCAUUCUGUAUUUUUAAUUUCAUUAUUAUUGGCAUUUUUUAAAUAAAUCUGAU